AUGGGGCAAACGGGGAUCUUGGUUAUGGGUACAAGGACUUUAUGGAGAUUUGGAUACUCUGCCAGACUACUGAAAACUAAUCAUUUUAGGACAGCUGCAUCAAAUACAUCAUUUCCAGCAGUUUGGAUGCUGUUGGCUCAAUAUUCUGGCAGAAUACCUGGGCUGUUUGUAGUAGUUAAAAAAAAUAGCUUUUUUACAAUGCCUGAAACCCUGAAGGAUAAAGCUGUAGAACUGUACGCACCACAUCCUGAAGUGCGAGGGAUGACACUUCUCAACAGAGAAGCUUUUAAAAGGACAGUCGUUGUUCCAGUUCUUAAAGUCAAGAAAGAAAUUAUAAGUGUUUUGCUAAAGUCCCUAAAACACAUGGUACUACAGCGUCCUGGUCUGAAGCGAGUGGUGGAGGAUCCAGAAGAUGAGGACAGUAGAUUUCUUAUUUUGGAUCCUCAUAAAGUACCAGAAUUUUCACUGGGAGAACCAGAACAAGAGGUAUUAAAACAGCUCAGCGUUUGUCCUGAGGUGUCCAAAUAUAACUUGGAGCUGACUUAUGAGAAUUUCAAGUCAGAGGAGAUCCUACGAGCAGUCCUUCCUGAAGGUCAAGAAGUCACCUCUGGAUUUAGCCGUGUUGGUCACAUAGCUCAUUUGAAUCUUAGAGAUCAUCAGCUCCCCUACAGAUAUUUGAUAGGCCAGGUUAUAAUUGACAAGAAUCCAGGAAUCACCUGUGCAGUGAAUAAAACCAGUAUCAUUGACAGCACCUACAGGAACUUCCAAAUGGAAGUGCUUGCUGGAGAGAGCAACCUGGUAACCAAGGUCAAAGAAAAUAAUAUUACCUAUGAACUGGACUUUUCCAAAGUCUACUGGAAUCCACGUCUUUCCACAGAACAUGGCCGUAUCGUUGAGCUGUUAAAGCCUGGUGAUGUCCUUUUCGAUGUCUUUGCUGGGAUUGGACCUUUUGCUAUUCCAGCAGCAAGGAAAAAGUGCCAUGUAUUUGCAAAUGAUCUCAAUCCUGAAUCCUACAGCUGGCUCCUGCACAACUGCAAACUAAACAAAGUGGACAGCAAAGUAAAAGCGUUCAACAUGGAUGGCAGAGACUUCCUCCUGGGGCCAGUAAGAGAAGAACUAAGUAAAGAGCUCCCACUUCUGAAUGAAGAACAGAAAACAUCUUUCCAUAUAGUCAUGAAUUUGCCAGCUUUGGCUAUUGAAUUUCUAGAUGCCUUCAGGCAUCUUCUGGAUGGAGAGCCAUGCAGCACUGCUGCCCUUCCCAUAGUGCACUGCUACAGUUUCUCCAAGCAUGAUGACCCUGCCAAAGAUAUUCAAGAACGAGCUGGAGCUUCACUGGGAACCUCCUUGGAUGGACGCUGUUCUACUUACCUGGUUAGAAAUGUUGCACCAAACAAGGAGAUGCUGUGCAUUAGUUUCCAGGUUCCAGCAGAGGUGCUGUACAAGAGGCCCUGCCCCAGUGAAGCAAAACCAGCCUCUAAACGUCUGUGUACCAGCAAAGACUAUUCUGAAGAGAAGUUACUGAGUUGAAGACCUAGAGUUUUGGUAACUACCUGAGUAGUUUG
Indicator indicator is the source of this 1562-nucleotide messenger RNA. It is a transcript of the gene TRMT5, whose product is annotated as tRNA methyltransferase 5. NCBI's taxonomy places the organism in Eukaryota, Metazoa, Chordata, Aves, Piciformes, Indicatoridae. The record is from RefSeq and is a predicted model, not a curated record. Gene Ontology annotation, cellular component: cytoplasm; mitochondrial matrix. The transcript is spliced from 5 exons. Bases 1 to 1527 code for a protein of 508 amino acids. Gene Ontology annotation, biological process: tRNA N1-guanine methylation; mitochondrial tRNA methylation.